AUGUUUGUUGGCAGGAUGCGUGAAAGUCUCGGCUUGACAGUAGUAUCAGCACUUGGCCGGGGGGACGACGCUCUUACACAUUCCGUUAUUGAUGCCCUUAACACUCUGCUACAGCCGAUGCAUGAGGAUCCAGACAUACGACAAGAACAGUUGAAUAAGACAAGCAUCCUUUCUAGUGACGUCUUCAUGGCACGAUUGGUCAACUUAUUUGCACUCCAUUCGUUUAUUCUAGGUUCAAGCCAUUAA
Messenger RNA from Protopolystoma xenopodis, 246 nucleotides. NCBI's taxonomy places the organism in Eukaryota, Metazoa, Platyhelminthes, Monogenea, Polystomatidea, Polystomatidae. The record is from the annotation of a GenBank genome assembly.